AUGACGACGCGGAUUCCCAUUGCGUUUCGACGCGGCCCACGCACGAAGAAGAAAGCGAUUGACCUCAUCAAGACGUGGCACGUCUUUCGCGGCGAUAAGGUUGAAGUGAUUGCUGGACCUCAUAAAGGCACACAAGGCGAGGUCGUGAGUGUCGUGCGGGACCUGAACAAAGUCAUUGUAGAGAACCUGAACAUGUCCCACCGCUACGUGAAGGCAACGCCUGCAGCUGCGGGGCGCUCGUACCUGUCGCCGUCGCCGAUCCACUACAGCAACGUGAAUCUCGUUGAUCCGUCAAUUGGAAAGCCGACGCGGGUCGCCAUUCGCUUUACGGAAGAAGGCGAGAAGGUGCGAGUGUCCAAGAAGACGGGCACGAUCAUCCCCAAGCCUGCCGUUCUCAAGGAACGCCACAACCCGCGACGAACAGAAACUGGACCAUUCGACACGGCGCCCGAAGACGUGUUGGACCGCACUGUGGAGGACUGGGAGGUCGUGCGUCUGUAG
Molecule: messenger RNA, 501 nt
Organism: Hyaloperonospora brassicae
Lineage: Eukaryota; Oomycota; Peronosporomycetes; Peronosporales; Peronosporaceae
Source: the annotation of a GenBank genome assembly